AGGCAGCGCGGGCAGCUCGGGAGCCCGGCGCGGCCCCGGCCCCGGCCCCGGCCCCGGCGCCGCCGCCGCGUUCGCCGCAUGACGCCCAGCGGGCACCCCCCGGGGCCCCGCCGCUCCCCCCAGGCCUGGACAGCGAAUCUGGUUGCGAUGGAGACCGUGUCCCUGGAGCACCAGAUCCAGAGCGUGCACCGGCACAUCGCCUUCCUGAAGAAGGAGCAGAUGGAGCUGCUCCAUGCCCUGCACCUGGAGAUCCUCCGCUUGCAGAAGCACUGCUCAGAGCUCACUCAUGACCUGGAACUGAAAGAGCUGGAAGCCCGGCAGCAAGAGGUGCUGGACCGGGAGCUGGAGGAGAAGUGCCGCGCGAUGGAGGCACAGCUGCAGGAGAAGGAGAAGGACAACCUGGAGCUGCGCAAGGAGCUGCAGCACAAGGAGACGCUGGUGGCCGCGCUGCGCUCCAGCCUCCGCAACAAGGAGCGCCGGUUCCUGGAGCAGCUGAAGCGGCGGAGCCACCGCGUCACCAUCCUCGACACGGAGCUGCAGAAGCAGACGGAGGCGGCCGCGUACCUCUCGCUGCAGCUCCACGCCACGGCGCAGCGGCUGCCGGCGCCCCGCGCCCCGCAGCAGCCCCCCGACACCGCCCCGGCCGACGGCAGGCCCCGGCGCCGCGGCCACAGGGCUCAGCCCCGCCGCCCGCCCGGUGACGGUGCCCGUUCCAGGGACCCCCCGCCCGAGGAGCACGACGCCAUGCCCGACCCGGCGCUCUUCCUGUACUCGGCGCGGCCGCAGCGCCCGCAGCCCUCCGCGCCCCCCCGCACACAGCGGCCGCCCCGGCCCCCCGCGCAGGAGCCCGUGGCCAGGGCCAGGUCGGGCAAGGGGGAUCCCGGCAAGAGGCAGGGGCCCGGCCCCCGCGGCUCCCCCGGCACCAAGGAGUAGAGGCCGAGCGGCCGGCAUGGCCUGAGCCCUGCGGCACCGGGGUGGGCACCGGCCACGCUGCGUCCCCCCCCGUCCCCUCGAGGGGAAGGGGCAGCGGAAGGCGGGUGCCUUGCUCGCAGCUCCUGAUGCAGGCAGCCAGGAGGAUCCCCCUUGCACAAAGGGUCUGAGCACUGCAGGACAGUGGGCAACAGGC
Molecule: messenger RNA, 1126 nt
Organism: Neopsephotus bourkii (Bourke's parrot)
Lineage: Eukaryota; Metazoa; Chordata; Aves; Psittaciformes; Psittacidae
Gene: CCDC92B
Product: coiled-coil domain containing 92B
Exons: 4
Coding region: 79-933 (284 amino acids)
Source: RefSeq, a predicted model, not a curated record